Molecule: messenger RNA, 8121 nt
Organism: Symbiodinium necroappetens
Lineage: Eukaryota; Dinophyceae; Suessiales; Symbiodiniaceae
Source: the annotation of a GenBank genome assembly
AUGGCUUCGGUGGCUGGUGGCUCCUGGGGCGAUGGCCUCGAGGAGCUCGACGGUGCGAUCCGGCACUAUAAGGUCGCUUCUACUGCUGGUGCCACUGGGCUUUCAGGCGGUGGUCUCUCGGCCAUUUUGGCCUACGACGGUUUUGUGCUCAACGAUGUGCCGUCGCGGUUUAGUCGUGGCAUUUUCGUUGACGAGCUCAUGUUUGGUGCCAACGCCACCAUUGACAGUUUUGACAGCAUUUUGUGCAUGUACAGAUAUGAUAUGUGGCUCGGCGUGCGAGUUGGUGAAGCUCAAAAUCCUGGGCCCAGGGCUGCAGGCUUACUGCAAGGCUUGGAAGAAAUUUUGGGAAGAUGUGAGAUUGGUGCUGAGGGCGAGGAUGGUGAUUGGCUGUACUACGAGCUCUCUGAGCUUGUGAACCGUCGGCCCAAAAAUCUCCUUCAGAAACUCAAGAGCCUGGUCAAGCAGGCCACUCGUACCACAGCCCCCAAAGCUCAGGCUCGACAGGCGCGCGAUGUGGGCUGGAAGGACUGGACCUGUGCGGACUUUGCCCGAGGCGCUCAACCCCGGCAUGACUCACGCCAAUGGUCACAUGAUGCUGGGCUUGCUUGGCGCAACGAUUGGGAUGCAUGGUGCGACUCCCACUCACAGGGCGACGAUGGUGUUGCUGACUGGCAUGGUGGGUGGCAGGGAGCUUAUUCUUCGUGGGAUGCUGAGGCCAUUGCAGGUGCCAAGGCUGGACAUGCUGUUUCGUACUACGGUGCCGCUGCGACCCCUGGCGCUUCUUGGUCUUCUACCUGGGAUGAUUGGGGUGGUUCUUUUCCUCGUAGGCGCUGGGCCGAUUUGUACGAUGAGGAUAAAGGCGACGCUGACGAGGACUGGUGGACGCCCUCCUCACGCCAAAAGUGGGCUGACAUGCUUGAUGAUGGACCUGAGGGCCCAAUCGCGGCUGGACAACAACCUGAUGUUGAUCACUAUACGGGGCCGUCACGACGUGUCGAGAUUGCUCCUUCCGCUGGUGGUCGCAAGCGCGCCAGGGCUCAGCAGAUUGAUCGCGAGGACGCUGGCGCUGAGGGUGCCAACCGCGAAGGCCUGUGGGUCCUGCGUAAGGAUGUCUGGCACGCUUCAUGCCCGAUUGUGUUCGCUGAGACGGCUAGCGCUGUGAGCGAGAUUUUAGAUUCGGCUGCGGGGGUUGCCAUUGUCGCUUGGACGGAUAACAGUGACAUCGCUGAUGAGAUUUGGGAGCUUGUGGCAUCCGAGGGUCGAGACGCCGACGGUGCUGAUGUUUCCCUUACUUUGCUAUGUGAACACACAUCAUCGAUUGCCCAGUGGACUCCUGGCGACAACACACCGCCUGAAGUCAUACCAGUUCCUGGCAAUGCAGGUGGCAAGCUUCGCCAUAAGAAGUAUUUGAUGGUUACCAGUGGUGUCUCCCCUGCCAGGCUUUCCACCCGGCAGGCUGGGACACACGCAGUGCGGAAGCCUCCACCUUCUUUGACAGCUCAAAGGGCUGCGUCUGUGGUUGUCCGCUUCACCGCUGAUUGCGUCUAUGGUGCCACGCCCUGGGCGGAUCUGAAAAGGCAGCCCGCGCAGCGUGCGCGCUCAUGGGCUUCACAGCACGGGGUGCGACAGGCCGACAUCCUUGAUGCAUAUGGUUUCGGAGUUCGCGGCGACAACCGGCUGACAGGUUUGAUGAGAAUUCGCACCGAGGCGUCAGCGCGCAGACUUUGGUCUGCAUCAGGGGCUUUGGCUGCUGGGCUCGUCUUCUUCGUAGACGUUAUCGGUGAGGACCAUCGCACUUUGACAGCUAAUUGGGCCAAAGAUGACGAGGUGGUGGUUCAAUGGCACGACUGGGAGGUUCAAGAAAGCUUCGAGGAGUAUCGUGCUCGUGUGCUGAAGCGGGCUACCUUCGGUUUGGUGCUUGGUCGACGGCUCGGCUGCCGACUGGGCUCAAAGGAUCCGAACUUCAAGGCUCAACCGUCGCUUUGGCGAGCACGCGCCAUCCCUAAGAAUUAUGGCAUUGCCGAUGUUGCCGCCCUCCUUGAGGACUUGGGGUUUUCCCAGGUUGAGGUGCAGACUUUACACCGUGGGCGCAAGACCAAUGACUGGACCUUUCGAGGCAUGCGCGGCGACAGGCAAACGAUGCUCCAGCAACAUGUUGCCUGGGGCGGUGGGCUUGAGUCGGAUCUAGUUGUCGUUCGUGAGAGUGCGAGACGAGGACCCACUGGUCAGGACUCCCAGUUCAAGCCUAUCACCGAACGACGCACUGUGACCUUUGGUGAUGUUUUGCAGCAGCGGCCGGCCAGUCGGAAGCCCAAGAAAGACAACUCGCGCCCUGUCGCAUCUGUUCCUUCAGCUUCUCCGCCGCGCGGCAAUCGGCCGCAGCAUGAUGUUGUGGCUAAACCCGAUGAGCAGGCCUCCAAGGGCAUCAAAAGAGCAGGCCCGGAGGAUAUUGCGAAGAUGAAUGUGGACGCCGAGGCCAAUGAUGCACAUUGGGCUCCGGUCGCUACCUUGUUGGAGAACCCGGGCGGCGGCAGCUGUUUGUUUUGGGCCAUGGCUCAAGCUGGCUUCGAAAACAAGGCUCCCAGCGAAGUCACUCAUCGGCAGAUGAGAAGAUUCGCUGUUCAGUGUUUGCAGUCUCUGGAUUCCGAUCUUUGCGAGCUGUGGUCUCGCGGAGGCUGCUUCAACAGUUUGGGGAGACCAAGCGAUUUGACGUGGCCCCAAUAUAUCCUUGAGAUUAGCACGGCUGCAAACUGGGGAGGAUCUCUCGAGGUUUCCGCGGUCUGCAAGAUUACGAACUUCCGAGCUUGGAUCUUUGAGCGCAUUGAAGGCCGGCUUAGCCUUCUGAACGCUGCCGGUGAAGCUGGGUUCGUCCUCCUCCAGUACGACUCUGAAAAGCAACACUGGCAAGCUUUCCGCGAAGUCGACGAGGAGACUUUGUGGGCUCGGCACCGUGCCUCUGGCAAGGCGAUGCUUGAUGUGGUUGCUAGCCCGAUGCGGGGCGGGAUGGGGAAGCCUUCGUUGUCUGCGUGCGCUUCUACGUCCUCUGCUGGGUGCAACCGCAUUGGUGCUCGAAGGCGUCUUCGGCUUUCUGAUUGUGCUUCCUCGGCAAGGUCUGGUGACGCCCCUCAACUCGCCGGUGAUGGUGGUCAUGCUUUUGUUGGUGGCGCUAAGCUUGGCUCUGGUCGCUUCCUCGCUUUGUCCGAAUGUGCAUCGUCGCUGGGUGGGGAUGCUUUUGAGGAGGUUGAGGAGGUCACGCGCAGACCCGCUCUGGACCACAGGGAGGCGGACCGAACUGCUACCUGUGUUUGGCCCUCUGGGUGGACAGCAGCGCAGCGUGGCGCGUACUCUGUGCUCUGCUCAUCGCUCUUCGACGCUGAAAUCCUGCAGAGGGAGGACUUUAUCAGGAAAGCCGUCACCGAAGCCUUUGAUGGUAUGAAGUUCUCUUCUACAGCCGUCAAGGAGGUCCUUGAGUACGUGUCGGAUGAGGUCACACUGCUUCAUGGGCAUGCGGGGGCCGACCCAUGGACGGAUGCACAGCAUCAGGCUAUUCGUGCCGCUCUGGGCGCGCAACGCCAAACCACAGGGGAUUGCCGCCGGCCUAGCUUAUCUGAGUGCGCUUCGAGUGCUGAGGAGGCUGUUGGUUAUGGCGCUGCUCCUCACGUUGUACUUCCUCGUGCAGGCGAACGCCGGAUCUCGUUGAGCGAUUGCGCUUCCCUGCCAGGUGCUUCUCUUUCAGGAAAGCGUAAAGCAGUGGCCAUCUCUCAGUGCCAAGGCAAAGCACGAAACACGGAUGAUGCAGCGCUGCCGGAGGACACCAACCCGUGGUUCCAAUGGCGACAUGGGAGACGCGAUGCUGCACCACAAGUGGCACCUUGGUUAUCCCAACUUGUUACUUUCGGUCCCCAUGUGGCUAGCUUCAUCGCCCGCCCGGGUUUUGUGCUAUGUUGGCCAUGUCCGUGUGGCAGACGCAUUACAGCAUCGGAUUCCGGCCGUCUCGCUUCAGCUCGCCGCAACCAUAUUACUCGAGCCCAUGAAGGUGAAGAUCGUGCCAACUUUCCGGUGAUCCAGCAUCGCGUGAACACGGAGCUUACUGCGCUACCUCCGGGAGCACCAGCUGCUUGGAGAUGUUCAAAAUGCAUGCGUGGCAUUCCGACUGGCAGUGGGUCUUACACACACACGGCCUUGGCACAUCUGCGAUCGUGUCCUGGCGCUCCAAAGACUCUCAAGGCCAACAACGCAAAACUUCGCAAAGCUGCGAAAGUACAAGGUCUUCCUGCGCUUUCCGGCACUGCGGAUGGGAGUGCCAAAGGUUUAUUCGUCGCGGAAGCAGUUUGGCAACAACGCGUGCAAGGUGACCCUUCCAGACAUCGCCUUGUUCAGCUUCGUGUACCUCGUCUUGCUCCCAACGCCGACGGUAAACUCCGCUUUAUCGGAUGGGGCUGCUCACGAUGCGCAGCUACCUGGUGCACGGGAUCCAAAGCUAAUUUGUCAUCCAGGUGCCGCGGGGUCGCCCAAAAACGCCGGCGGCUCAAAACACAGGGGGCAUCAUGGCGUGCUCGCAACCUGAAGCGGCUUGCCAGAACAUGGGGCAUUCUAAGGCGCUUCUACGACAACCACAUCGGUCGUUUCGCCAAGCUUUUGCACAUUUCGCAAGCGGAGGCUAUUGAGAUGGACGAGGUGGCCAAAAAGAAGCGGUACUUCAAGAAUCGCACGGUUGCUUUACAAAAGACGGUCUGGUUUCAUGACCUAACCACCGAAGGCAUCGAGCCCAACCCGGGUCCAUCGGCGUCCUCGUCUUGCGGCCGUACCCCCUCUCAGCUUGGUCUAUUCUUUCACAACUGUGAUGGUCUGGAAGGAGCAUAUCGGUCCCUCAAGUUUGUGGCAAAACAGUCCAGCAAGCCCCAUGUCAUUGGUUUGGCUGAAGUUCGUGCCCUACCGCAGCAAAAGCCGGCACUACUUCAACAUCUUCGGCGUCUGGGAUACCGAGGAUGGUAUUUUGCAGGUGACACACUUACGGAUGUGCGGGGUCGGAAAUACAUCCAUGGAGGGAUUCUGGUUGCAAUGCGAGAGGAUGUCAAAGGAAAUGUCAUCGACUCUUUCAUACAUGCUGAAGGCGAGGCCGCGCUUUCUUGCAUCGGCAGCGCCCAGAUUGCGAUAGUGUGGCGUCGCCCUCAUGCGCAGGCGGAUGGGUUUCUUGACAACUUCACGCCUUGGAUCGCUGACUCAUGUGCUACCGCUACUCCUUUCAUCGCCGUGGGAGAUUGGAAUUGGGAGCCAGAUGAGAAUGUUUUCAUCGCAACUGGGCUGCAGCAAUGCAACGUCAUGGAGGGUGAUCAACCGGUACCUUCACGUUGGCAAAGCCAACGUUGCAUUGACUAUGCCAUCGUGAAUGACCCCACUUUGCGUCUACAGGCCAGCUACGAUGACGCCAAGUUGUCUGAUCACAAGGCAGUGUGGAUUCGUGGCGCGGAUAUCCUGCCAACAUGCACUCAGAACUUACAGUCCCUGGUCCGCACUCCGGCGUUUCUGAAACCCGCCUCCGUUUCCACGUCGGCAUGGCGAAAGCUCCUGGAAAAGCACUAUGAUUCUGCACCCAUCCCAGUCGGUUCCACGGAAUCGGAAUGGUGUGCACUGUGUGCGAAAGCCUCUGAUGCUUAUUGCUCCGCACUGGACAGUUUGGGCUAUCGUGUUCCUACGUUUGGCACUCGACCCAAAGGUUCUCUGCCUCAAACCCAUGGCCACAAACCGGCCAACAGGCCGUCCGAUGAACGCAACCUUUCUCUUCGAGCUCAUCUUGGACGCCUCUUGGAAGUUCAACGCGGCCAAGCGCGUGGCAAAGACACCGCCGUCCUCGAGUACAAGAUGGAGCGUUGUAGACCGCCUGGCGUCCCCCCUGGGCACUCCGAAGAGACGCGGGAAAUCGUCGAAACAGCCAUUUGCCAGACAGAAACCCGUGAACGUCGAAACCGAAUCGCGCGUUGGAGAGACAAGCUUUUGCGUGGAGGCUCCGCCUUGAGUGCGUGGCUUCACGGCCGACAGCUUGUUCUGCCCUCACUGGUGACGUGGGAGGAAAAUGGCCGGCAACAUCAAUCCAGUAAUAUUGCUUCCGCCCUUGAGGCCGUGGCUGGUUUCUGGCAGCAAGUCUGGAAACGAGAUGUCUCACAGGCUUGCACACGUGCCUCUGAGCUCGCCGCGGUUCCUCCCGCGCGGCCUCCGGCGUCCUGGGCCCUCUCUGCCGAAGACUUGCAGCGUGCUGCUCGUAGGAAAUCUGCGGGCGCGGCCGGAUUGGAUGGCUGGACAGCAUUGGAGUUGGCGAACUUGCCUUUGACCCAUUGGCGUGAUUUCCAUGUACUCCUUCAUCGCUGGCUACAGCGUGGUUCCUUCCCGGAGAGCUGGCGUAGAGCGCGAACGGUGUUCUUGCCAAAGACUUUGCCAGAUGACCAGGGUGGUGUCGAGGUGGCAAAGAUGCGGCCGAUCACCAUAUUGGCUGCUCAUUACCGUAUCGCGACGUCCUGUUUGACCCGUCAACAAGAUGUUCGAGAUUGGAUCGCAGCACAGGUCCCUGAGUACGUCCACGGCGGUUUGCAACAACGAGCAGCUACAGACGCGUUGGCCAGCAUUGACGCUGGUUGGACUUCGGCACCACGCGCGUGUUUAGUCACGCUGGACAUGAAGCAAGCAUUUGAUCGCAUGGUUCCUGCCUUAGCAGUUGCGAAUCUUCGACACCAAGGCUUCGAUCCAGCUUGGGCGUCUCUCUUGUCUUGGGUUUGGGAGGGCCAACUUCGGUAUCUCCAACUUGGUGGUGUCGUCAGUCCAUGCCCGUUUUCUGUCAGCACCUCGACGCCGCAGGGUUGUCCCGUGGCCCCUAUCGCGCUGGUGAGUUUGCUCGCUCCUCCUGCUCGGCUGGUGCAAGAACAAAUCAGUGACUCAGGGCGUCAAUCAAUAUUUUUGGACGACAGGACGGCAGUUCUUCACUCGCCGUCACAUGUUUCGACCUUUGUCAAUGCUUGGUCCAUGCAGUGCAACCUUAACGGUUUACAGGAGAACAUGGACAAACUGCGAGUGUUGUGCAAGUUGGGCUCUGACGCAAGUUUGCUUCUCAACGCCGGCUUUGAGAACAAAUGCUUGGUGUCUGGCCUGAAGGUGCUUGGGACCACUUUCGGCGUUUUGCCAGAUGAGAAGCUUGAGUGCGCGGCCAAGGCGCUGGAUCAGCUACGGCUUCUUCCUGGGCCGCAAUCUUACAGAGAUGGUUUCUUCCGCACUCGCAUCGUUCCCCUCUUACCGUGGGGUCGUUGGUGGCAACAAGUUCCUGCUGCGCUAGGGGAAACUUGGACUACCAAAAUCAAGCAGGCGCUUCGUGUACAGCAUGUGUCUUCACGAGGGCUAUGGAAAGCUUUGGCUGGUCACUGGACUGAUGCUAACAUGGUGAUCUGGCAUUCAUCCAUACGUGCAUGGUCAGCUGCGGCUAGAUACUGGGACUCUCAUGGCGCCUUUCAGUUUCUUAGCCGAGGCCGCUGGGCCCAGAAAGUUCAACAAGACCUCAUUGAUCGGGGCUUCACCCGCUCGCCUCAUGGCCUUGAACAUCCUACUGGAGUCAUUUUUCCCCUCGAUCGGCCGGCAUCGCGGGUUGAAGUGGAUUCCAUCCUCCACUGUGGGAGGGAGCGCUGGAGGCAAAAGAAUCUUCAAGAUUUCUUCGCAACCAACAGACGCGAGGCGGUAGAGAUUUCACAUGCCGGGGUUGCCUACCACCAACAGCAGCUCCGACGAGCACGUCAUCUCUACGAUAAAGCUAGUGUUGAAGAGCGGGGAGUCAUGCUUGGAGCUUCCUGGUCUUUAUGUGCGUAUGACAAGAUCCGGAAAAAUCUCCCGAAGCAACGGCCCUCCACUCUGGACAGAUGCCCUUUUUGCAGUGCACAGGUACCUCCAGGGUGGCAUCACCUAGCAUGGCAGUGUGAGUAUUUUGAGUCCCGACGCACGUCGAUGCCUCAUGAUGCAUGGAGUGCUCGCUUGGGUUGGCCACAACCGGGCGAGCCGUUAGCAUGUGCUAAAGGAAGAUUACAGUUCUUGGCCUCUGUUCGUGCUGCUUGCCGUCAGGCCAGGGGUUUUCUUCCUGAUGAGUGA